AUGGCUUUUAUACAUUCCAACUUUGACUACUUGGAUAAAGUCUGGUGGAAAUUAGAUUAUGAUGAUCGUAAUGCCCAGUAUUUCAUCUCAAAUACAAAACGCCUUCAACAAGUUAUAUCAUUAUAUGUUUAUAACGAGGAAGAACACUUUUUGAAGGGUUACAUUGACCUUCAUCGCGAACGUUAUUUAAUCGCAUGCAUUUCAACUGAAAGCAAUAUAGACUUCAAUGUUGUGCAACAAAUGGUUAAGAAAUCAUGGUUUAAAGUUUUUCUGAGCUACAUCUACAGAAUAAUAUUUUCCAACAUACUUUUAGGACCUUUUACACGUUUGGCCAGCAUCAUUUUUAAACCUUCUCAAUCUUCGCAUUUAGCUAAAAAAGUGCAAAACUUACACGAUGCAAUUAACGACAUUUUUCCAUCCACCUUCUAUCCCAACCUUCCAAUGCGUCGCUUUACACCUUUGCUUGCACGAAAUUUGCACAAACAGGUUGGCAAAGGAAUAAUUGACAACGCUGGUCAGUACAGAACGAUAGAUGUUAUGUCAGAGCAAGACAAUUUUGUUUAUUUGGCACCAAAUUUGAUAAAGGACAAAAUAGAAGUGUUAUUCCGUCAAUGUCGAAAAAAUUUUGAGAGGGAGGACUUAGAAUUAGAAGAAGCUGUCAAAUUUGGGGCUUGCUUUCUCGCUCAUUUCUUGUAUAUUCAUCCUUUUAAGAAAGGAAAUGGGAGGGUUGCUAGAUUACUUUUGAGUUACUUGCUAUCAAGAUUCACAGUGAUGCCACUUUCUUUGUAUUUAGGAUCUAAAACACGAAAGGUGUAUUUAAAGUGUCUUCGUGAAGCAACGUGGUAUCAUGAACCUCCAUUCAAACCCGAUGCACUCGCUAAUUUUAUACUUGAGAAUAUAUUUGCAACGGCUUAUCAUAUAUGUGUAGUGAUGGAUUUAAAUAUUCAGAAUAAAGAUUAA
Molecule: messenger RNA, 960 nt
Organism: Funneliformis geosporum
Lineage: Eukaryota; Fungi; Glomeromycota; Glomeromycetes; Glomerales; Glomeraceae
Source: the annotation of a GenBank genome assembly